Messenger RNA from Desarmillaria tabescens, 603 nucleotides. RefSeq lists its product as uncharacterized. The transcript is spliced from 3 exons. The record is from RefSeq and is a predicted model, not a curated record. Bases 1 to 603 code for a protein of 200 amino acids. NCBI's taxonomy places the organism in Eukaryota, Fungi, Basidiomycota, Agaricomycetes, Agaricales, Physalacriaceae.
AUGAUUGCUCUCUGCCAUUCGAAAUGUUGGGUUCUCCAGCUGACAGACGAGAAAGGUUCUGGUAUAUACCAGAGGGGAAUGAUAGGCCACGUCAUUUUACCACCCUCAAUAGAAGAAAUUACAUCACCACUCUGUGUAAUUUUUAUUGGUUUGACUCUGCCCACUGAGGAAUGGUUGAGAAAAAAAGCUAAACCUUUAGCAGAUAUUGAAAUCAACGAGGACAUGCUCGAUGCUUUAGAUGUCGAUCCAGUUUUACCUUUCCAUAUACAGCACGUUGUUCCUUCUGGUGCGACAGACUCAGCUACCGCUCGAUAUGAUGACCCGGACAAAGAAUUCACGGUGGGUGUCGAUGAUGAAGUUCCCUUUCAGAACGUUGUCAUUACAGAUGUCGAAGGUGAUGCCUCAUAUGCAGAUCUCAAAGCUGCUGCAUGGAAUCACAUCAAGAAGAACGGAGGAGGUUACAUUGGUGUUCCUCAUGAUGUGUCACCUUCGAACGAAUUUAACAAUCCAGCCCUAUUGCCCAUGAUGUAUCCAACCCUUUUCCCCUAUGGUAUCGGUGGGCCCGAAGAUCCAGAACGUUCAUCCCCGUUAGCAUUUAAAUGA